AUGGACAAUAACGAACGAAGAGCUGAGGGACCAGGAGAAGCUGGUGAAAAGCGUAAGAAGAGGAAUAUGGGAAGGGCAGAAUGGAGUCGGCACAUGGUAGACAAGAGAGCGCGCAAUGAGGAGCAAAACGAAGCCAAACGGCGCAAGCUUGAGAACGGUGAAGAAGUGUCAGGGCCUAUCUAUGCGACACAUUUCUCGCCGGAAGAUAUCGAAAAUGAGCAGCGGCGGCCGAAGAAGAAGGUUGCUGUAUUAAUUGGAUACGCUGGGACGGGCUAUCAUGGAAUGCAAUUGAGUGACAAGGAAAAGACCAUCGAAGGAGAUCUGUUUACCGCGUUCGUUGCGGCGGGUGCCAUCUCCAAAGCCAACGCUGCCGACCCCAAAAAGUCGUCUUUGGUCCGAUGCGCGCGCACAGACAAGGGUGUCCAUGCGGCGGGUAACGUCGUUUCGCUAAAACUGAUUGUCGAAGAUCCAGACAUCAUUAAGAAGAUCAACGAGAAGCUUUGCCCACAGAUCCGGGUUUGGGAUAUUCAGGUCACGAAUAAGGGAUUCAGCUGUUACCAGAUGUGCGACUCUCGUGUCUACGAGUACCUGAUUCCAAGCUAUUGUUUCCUCCCGCCACAUCCCAGCACUUAUCUUGGCAGGAAGAUUGCCGAGCUUGCCGAGAAGGAAGGAGACCUUGAAGCUUACAAAGCCCGACAGGAGGAGGUAGCUACCUACUGGGAAGACGUCGAUAAUGAGCGUAUCAAGCCUAUUCUACAUAACUUCCCAGAAGAUCUCCGCAAGUUAGUCGAAAAGGCUCUAUACUUUGAUGAGGAGAGAGCUCCAGAAGACGAAGAUGCCGGUCAGAAAGAGUCGGCGCAACAAACCUCCUCCGAAGUUAACCCUGCAGAUUCCGAACAAACCACCCAAGACAAGAGCACAGAGGUAUCGGCCGAAGAAGAAGCCCGCAGACGGCAAAUCUACGAGGCUGUCAAGAAAGUCAAGACCGCCUACACCGAAGCCAAACGAGCAUACCGGAUCCCCACCACCCGUCUGGACCGCCUGCAAGCCACACUAGACAAGUACGUCGGCACCAACAAUUUCUACAACUACACCAUCCAGAAGACCUACACCGACCCCUCCGCCAAGCGCUUCAUCAAGUCCUUCAAGGUCGACCGCAACCCGAUCAUCAUCAACGGCACCGAGUGGCUCAGCCUCAAAGUCCACGGCCAAAGCUUCAUGAUGCACCAGAUCCGCAAGAUGGUCGCCAUGGCGACAAUGCUCGUCCGAGCCGGGUGCGAUCCCCAGCGCAUCGUGGACUCAUACGGACCCACCAAGAUCGCCAUCCCCAAGGCGCCGGGACUGGGCCUGCUGCUGGAACGGCCCAUCUUCGACGGCUACAACAAGAAGGCAACCACCACGCUGGGCAAGGAACCCAUCGAUUUCAGCAAGUAUCAGAAGGAAAUCGACGAGUUCAAGCAGCGGGAGAUCUACAAUCGGAUCUUCCGCGAGGAAGAGCAAGCGAAUGCGUUCUCGGUGUUCUUCAACCAUAUCGAUCACUUCAGCCAGGAGACAUUCCUUUACAUUACGUCGGGCGGUAUGGCGGCUUCUAAACUGCCAACGCCACCUACCGAUGCCACAGAGUCGGAACAGAAGGAGGACAGUAAGCGCAACCCGAAAUCUCAGAGAGAGGCCCUCGCUGCUGUGGAAUCCGAGUCGGACGGUGAGGGUGCGAAUGGUGAGGAGGGUGGUUGA
Aspergillus lentulus is the source of this 1734-nucleotide messenger RNA. Its product is annotated as pseudouridine synthase PUS2. The record is from RefSeq and is a predicted model, not a curated record. Gene Ontology annotation, cellular component: nucleus. Gene Ontology annotation, biological process: tRNA pseudouridine synthesis; mRNA pseudouridine synthesis. Lineage: Eukaryota; Fungi; Ascomycota; Eurotiomycetes; Eurotiales; Aspergillaceae. Gene Ontology annotation, molecular function: RNA binding; pseudouridine synthase activity.